This is a messenger RNA of Cercospora beticola, 988 nucleotides long. RefSeq lists its product as uncharacterized. NCBI's taxonomy places the organism in Eukaryota, Fungi, Ascomycota, Dothideomycetes, Mycosphaerellales, Mycosphaerellaceae. The record is from RefSeq and is a predicted model, not a curated record.
AUGGCGGAAGUCCACGAAGUCGCCCCUGAUGGCGAUGUCCGGCUCAUCUUUGGCAGCGAAGAGAAAGGAAACUGCACUCAUAUACUCGUCUCUUCUGUUUUCCUCAGCUUUGGAUCCCCUGUGUUCAAAGCGAUGCUCGGGCCACAUUUCAAAGAAGGUGCUACAUUGGCUUCUGGCACUCGACUCGACUUACCCCUUCCAGAAGAUUGUCCUGGAGCAAUGCUGGCUAUCUGUGAAGUCAUGCACAUGAAGACGUCCACGUGUUCCAUCCCCAGUGUCGACUCCUUGCUACAGGUGGCCCUAUUGGUGGACAAGUACGACUGCCGCGCGGCCAUGUCCUAUGCCAUGAAAGAUUGGAUGCGGCUUGCUAAAUCCAAAUGCCUUGACCGCAACAUCCUGAAUUUGUUCAUCAUCGCGUACCUCAUGGAGUUCUCCAAAAGCUUCACCAAAUACGGAUGCGCUCUUGUCGCCAACACCGAACCUGAGUUCAAAUUGACGCCACCAGACUACAUCCCUGAGACAUUGCAACGCACUAUUGGCAAAAAUACUCAGCGAGUCGCGCCAGCAAUUGAGGAAAGAACUGAUUUCGAAAUUCGAGGAAGUGAUCGACGAGGAGUGCGCCGGAAGUGAAGAUCUCAUCGGUGCUUGUGAUGAGGGCUGCGCCUACUUUUCAACUCGACUUCGUAACUUCAUGGCGAGGCUGAAAAAGACACCAUUGUGGCCACUGACACGGUCCAUGGACCAGUCGUUGCAGAACAUACUCGCGGCACUUCUGAAGUUUCCAAGCGAAUGGGCAGAGGCGGUAGAUACUUGCGACGGUACCACAUUCUGCCGGGGAACAUACAAGCGAACAGACAGGUGUAUCGCAUCCGAAGUGAGAAUUUUCUGUCGCUCCAAGCAACUUGAGUUGCCGCAGCCUUGUCUGGUCUGCGCCAAAGAGGGUAACCUGGAGCCCAGAGGUGCUUGCAGAAAGGGACACUGAAUACAA